AUGUUUUUCUAUAUAUAUGUAACGGUAGUUCUACUGGUUUGAUCACAUUUAUCACCAUCACCAUCUUGAAAAGGUGAAAAGAACUUAAUCCCUCUUAAGUUAAAGGAAAGAGAUUUGAUCAAAUCUAUAGAAAUAAGUUUUGAUUGAGAUAUAAAAGAAAGGAUAAGAAUUUAUAACUAAUGGAUACGGAGAGAAGAUCAACAAGUUCAUCAGAAAUAACCACAACUGAUCAUAAUCUGAAAGACAGAACGUUAACAGUGUGCUGUCUUCCUCCUUCGUACGGACAACUUAUCACCAUUCUUAGCAUCGAUGGUGGUGGCAUCCGUGGGAUCAUUCCCGGCACAAUCUUGGCUUACCUCGAAUCACAACUUCAGGAACUGGAUGGUGAAGAGGCAAGGCUUGUGGAUUAUUUCGAUGUCAUCUCGGGUACGAGCACCGGAGGUUUGAUAGUGGGGAUGUUGGCCGCACAAGGCGAAGACCAAAGCGGUGGCGAUAGCCAUAGCCGCAACCGCAACCGCCCUUUGUUUGAGGCCAAAGAAAUCGUACCUUUUUAUCUCAAACACUCUCCCAAAAUCUUCCCACAGCCAAGAGGGAUAUUAUGUGGCUGGGGUGAAACCUUGGUGAGACUUGUGCGAGGACCCAAGUUCAACGGGAAGUACCUUCAUAAAUUAAUUGAAGGUUUCUUGGGAGACACGAAGCUAACUCAAUCUUUGACAAACGUUGUCAUACCUUGCUUCGACAUCAAGAAACUCCAACCAGUUAUAUUCUCUACCUACCAGGCGGUGACUAAUCGAGCUCUGGACGCGAAACUAUCAGACAUAUGUAUAAGCACGUCAGCUGCACCAACUUAUUUUCCAGCUCAUCGAUUCACUAACGAAGACAAUGAAGGAAACAAACAUGAAUACAACCUCAUUGAUGGAGGUAUCGCAGCCAAUAACCCGACGUUAUGUGCGAUUGCGGAAGUGACAAAGCAGAUAAUGAAGAAGAAUCCAGCAAUGGGAGACAUAAGCCCAUUGGACUUCACGAGGUUUCUGGUGAUAUCGAUUGGGACAGGUUCGAUUAGGAACCAAGAGAAGUACAAUGCGGAGAUGGCGUCGAAAUGGGGAUUGAUGUGUUGGAUCUUUGAAAACGGAUCAACUCCAAUUCUUGAUUGUUACAACGAAGCCAUUCAUGACAUGGUUGAUUACCAAAGCUCUGUUGUCUUUCAAGCUCUUCGGUCUGAGAAGAAUUAUUUACGUAUCGAUGACGAUACGUUGAAGGGUGACUUAGGCUCAGUGGACAUAUCGACAGAGAAGAACAUGGAAGGUCUUAUUGAAGUUGGUGAAGCUUUAUUAAAGAAAAGAGUCUCUCGUGUCAAUCUCGAAACUGGCCAUUAUCAACCCAUCUCUGAUAACGUAACUAAUGAAGAAGCUCUCAAAAGGUUUGCAAAAGUUCUGUCAGAUGAAAGGAAACUCAGAGAAUCAAGAUCUCCUAAACUCAACAUCUAACUAUUGCUUUGUUGCGAUAAUAAUGUAAAAACUUGUUUGUGUGAUUUGUAACGACAGAUUCAGUUUGCUUGUGUGAGCAAAGAAUAUUUGAAUAAGAAUAUGAUUCUUACA
Molecule: messenger RNA, 1598 nt
Organism: Capsella rubella
Lineage: Eukaryota; Viridiplantae; Streptophyta; Magnoliopsida; Brassicales; Brassicaceae
Product: patatin-like protein 3
Exons: 7
Coding region: 180-1487 (435 amino acids)
Biological process (GO): lipid metabolic process
Molecular function (GO): glycerophospholipase activity; monoacylglycerol lipase activity
Source: RefSeq, a predicted model, not a curated record